AUGCUAGGGGGAAAAAUCUGCAGACAAUUGCUGGAGAUAUUACAUGAAAAUUCCUUUGCUGACUCAGAAUUACAUCUGAGUGUUUUGAGGAUAUUUGCCAAAUUACUGGUGGAAGUGGAGAUCAGAGAUCAGUUAAUUGUAGAUGACAGGAUCACAGAAAUAGCUGACAUCCUCUACAAGACCAUAAUCACAUUUCCUGACCACAAUAACCUUUUGAUGUCCUCGUUUACUGCCUUGAAACAUCUCCUAACUGAUGAUUACGAUCUACAAGAAAGUUUUAUUAAAGAAAGAUGGGAGAUGGCCUUGAAAUACUUAUCAACCUACGAAUCUAGUUCUGAUGUUACACAGGCAAUUUUGGCUCUUCUAGAUGUCAUCGCAGCUGACGAUCAGCAGAUGGAUUUCCUGGUUACUGAAAAUAUCCAGAAGUUGGUGAUGAGUCGGUGUUUAAGUAUGAAGAGCUCGGGAAGUGUGGUCGCUACCUGUUGCAGACUGCUUCGUCGGUUAUGUCUGUCUGAUGCAGUGAAGGAGUUUGUCUUGAUGGAGAAUUUCCUGGAGACCACUUUGAUCCCUAUUAUGUAUGACCACCGGUCAAACGCAGAUGUCCAGCAACAUGGUCUUGACAUUUUCUGUGUGUUGUUGAAAUACAACAUCUCCGAUGACGAUGGACAUGAUUCUUUCAAUCUUGGUCCUCUGUAUGAUUGGUGUGAACUUAUCAGCAUAGCUAUGUCUAAACACCUUGACAACACUGAUGUACAGAUUUGUGGAUGUCAUGCUUUAUCAGCUUUAAUUGAGUUAAAACCUGAAGCUUGUCAGUGGAUAGGUGAAGAUGUCGUUGACGGCCAGUCACAAUUGCCGAUUCAUACAAUAUGUCUGGGUGCCAUUAUGAUGUUUGGUGAUGAUCAUGAAGUGUUUGCAGCAGCCUGUGAUGCUAUUUAUUGGCUUGCUGCUGACAAUGAGACCCUGUGUACCCAGCUGAUGGAGAGAAAUUGUCACUUAGCUAUCAUUGAUGGCCUCAAUAAACAUCUAGAUAAACCGGUUGCCAUGGAGACGGGCUGCAAGGCUGUCCGAGGACUGUGUAUAUUUCAUGAACCCUACAAACAUGUUGUCAUUAGAGACGGAAUACAGGCAAUCAUCACCAAGGCAAUGAACAAGUUCCCGGGAAACCCAGAGAUACAGAUCGAGGUCAUCAGUAUGCUUGCCUGUCUAGGAGAUGUAGAUAUAGUAUGUUAUCAGUGCUUUGUUGACAAUGUCCAUUCUAAGAUUGUGACCAAUCUCGACAUGUAUAAAGACAACGGGAUUCUACAGGAAGCUUGUCUCGAGUGUCUCAGUGUUUUAGCGUCACGAGGUAAUAAUGUGGAGCUUCUACACGUGGCUGGCACAGUGACACGUGUGAUAGACGUUCUCACCAACUACACGGAAUCUAUGUACAUUCAGAGGAAGGGUUUGAUCCUGUUACAAGUUCUUGCUUCAGCAAAAAUCUACGAAGACAGAAAUCUGCAUGAUAAGUUGGCAGAAGUGAUCAGCACAGCCAUGCAUGUACACCGUAACGACCUUGGUGUAGUGAAAGAGGCCUGUGUAGCCAUACAGAUUCUAUCAGAAUGUGGAGGUCGUUGGAUGAGUGACAGCUUUAUCAAGCAAGGCUGCCAAGAAGUGCUCUUUCGUCUGCUUCAGGAACACAGUUCUGAUCCACAGGUACAUGAUUUGGCAAGUGAAUGUCUCUACGUCUUCGGACUACAACAGGACGUUCUACGCGCUAAGAUGUUGUUGUCUGCAUGUCAAACAGGAAACAUUCCUGCAGCAGAGUGUCUGAUAGAGCUUGGUGCAGAUGUCAACUUUGUACAGGAUAGCUGUACUCCAUUGUACAUCGCUGUGGAAAAACAGAAUGAGGAACUGGUUCAGCUCUUACUCAGACAGCACAUCACAGACAUCCAGAAUCCGCUGAAGAUAAGUCUGGAACAGUCGAGUCAUCAGAUCACAGGCAUGUUACUGGGGCACAUCAACAAAGACAGAGAAGGAAUGUUAAUGUCGUGGGCGGGGCAGGGCCUCAGUGAGCUCCACCCAGACUGGUUUGUAAUGGCUUUGUCUUCUCCAGCACGUAACAGCUUCACAGUUGGCUCUUCAUAUUUAUUGUAUCCCUGCUUUGUUACAGACAAUGGAAAGCUCAUUUUGACAAAGAUCAAGAAGAGCCAGCAAAAACAUAAGUUCCGUUCAGCUGAUAAUGACACAAGACUUGACGACAACAACAAAUACUUCCGAUACAAGAGAGACAGAAGACGUCACCAUAGUGACGGUUUCGUUAAAAAGAAACAUUUCCCACAAAGUGAUUCUGUGUAUCGUCAGACAUCUUAUGAAGGGAGGAAGUCAGUGCUAAGGAAUCAUAAGGAGGGAGCUGUACCUAUACCGUUUCCUAUCUCUGCUCAUAAACUUUCCCCCGUGUCAAGCCUCGAUGGUUCUAAAACCGAAAGUUUGGGGUUCCCCACCAGCAGUCGAGGGUUUCGAUCCCAAAGUUCAGGGGUCUUUGCCAAAAGUCCAGGGUCCCCAUCCAAAAGUUCAGGAUUCCCCACCAGCAGUCGAGGGUCCCCAUCCCAAAAUUCUGGAUUUCCUGUCAAAAGUCCGGGGUCCUCAUCCCAAAGUUCAGGGUUCCCCAUCAGCAGUCGAGGGUUCCGGUCCCAAAGUUCAGGGAUCCUUGCCAGAAGUCCAGGGUCCCCGUCCGAAAGUUCAGGGUUUCUCACCAACAGGCGAGGGUCCCCGUCCCAAAUAUCAGGAUUCCCUGUCAACAGUCCCAGGUCCCCGGCCUUUAGCCCUGUGUCCCCCACUUUCAUUUCUGGUCAUUCGUUCUCACAGAGACAGCGACCAAAUACACUGCCAGGCCUGCUUCACACCAAACAGGACAAUCACAGCCCUGUUGAAGAUCACCCUGUGUUUGAGUUAGGGCCCUCAACACCUGACGAUAUCUGUGUACCUGUAUUUGAGGCAAGUUGUAGCGAGGUUGACGAAUGGAAACAAAUGACUUUAACUGGAGCCAAUGUUCCAUACAGUCCAUCUGACCCUCGACUACGACAGACGAGUAGAGAGUCCUCAUUUGUGAAUUUGGGUUACACAGGUGAAUGGAAGCGUAAAAAAAAAAAUCUUUCUCCGUCUUCCUCUCGGUUUGAGAACUCGGAGCCAGUAAGGAACCUCAGUGGCCAACUGAGUCAACAUAGGCUAUCGGUUCCUGGUGUGAAGUUUGGUGGUGACCUGGAUUAUCUCCAUAGAAGACGUAACAGUGAAGGUCAUGUGCCAAGGUCACGACUCAGUAGUAUGGAUUCAUUGUCAUCAGACCAGGAAACACGAGUGUCCAGUUCUGACCAGGUCCUGUUAAUGCCGUCCUUGUUGGAUCUCUCCUGUAAUGCACUGACAUCUCUCCACUCUCUGGUGACUGUGGGUCCAGACGUGGCUGUCAGCUUUAGUGGUCUCAUCAAGUUGUUUGUAAAUGACAACAAGAUCACAAGUCUGCCAGACAAGCUGUUUGAGUACUUGCCCAAACUGGAAGUACUAGAUGUUGGAAGUAACUGCCUGACAGUUUUUCCCUCUCAGGCUCUGAAAUGUCCAUCGCUGAGUGUCCUUGACCUUUCACACAACAAAAUAGAGACAGUGAGUGGACUACAACGGAACACCAUCCUAAAGGAGCUAAAUAUAUCACAUAACAACCUGUGUGAAAUAUCUCCUACCCUCACAGCUCACCUACAGGGAUUGGAAAUCCUACUGUUGUCAAGUAACAACAUCAGUAAGCUACCAGACAGGCCACUCAAGAUGGCAAUGCUUCAGACCCUCAACCUGUCUGACAACCAUAUCACCUUCAUCCCAGAACAGUUCCUUUGUGGCUGUCAUCGCCUGGAGACCCUAGAACUCUCUAACAAUGGACUAGGGCAACUGCCCUCUGAAAACAUGGUAACAGAACUACCCAGACUAGCUAAACUAAAGCUAGCGAGGAACAUGUUAUUAGAAAAGGAGCCGUUUUACUUACCCAAAUUAAUUCUGGAACUCCCAAGUUUACGAUCAGUAGACCUGAGUAGUAAUGGUUUGGUCGGCAUCCCCGCACCUCUACACUGGAAGUCUACCAUGCUGAAGGAAAUUCUGUUGUGUGGUAACAGUAUCAGUAAGUUGAAUUUGGAUGGUGCGAAAGCUUGGUCCAAACUGGAGGCUUUGAACGUAUCCAACAACAAUAUAAGUGAGCUACCUAAGGAGAUUGGUCAGUUGACAUCUCUGACCUCACUGGACAUUAGUUACAAUAAGUCCUUGACUUCGCUUCCAGAUGAACUUGGCAGGUGCUCAAAGAUGUGGGAGAUGCCAUUGAAGGGAAUCGGUUUUUCCCUCGACAGGAUCCACCGUGGAAAAGUUAAGGAUCUCAUCGCAUUCCUUCACAACAAACUUAAAAGGGCCACGAGGUACUAUCGUAUGAAAUUGAUGGUGGUGGGGUAUGGUGGACGAGGAAAAUCUACACUGUUGCAAGCCUUAAUGAAACAGUACCGGAGCCAACAACAUGACACGCCCACUGAUGGGGUCAUUGUUCAGGACUGGAAAUUUGAAAGACAGAAAACUUUUGAGGAUUUCCAUGGUAAUGUUACAUACACAAUCAACACAUGGGACUUUGCUGGACAGGAGGACUUCUAUAGUACGCAUCAGUGCUACCUCACAGACAGAGCUGUUUAUCUGGUGGUGAUGGACUUAGAACGUGGCAUCGGUGAGAUCAACCUGCUCAGAUCGUGGCUGGCUAACAUCCAUGCCAGAGCACCAGGGUGUCCUGUGAUUGUAGUCGGUACUCACUCUGACUGUUUACCCGACGCCAAACGACAUCUCCUCCAGAAUCAAAUCAGGACCAGGCUUCGUGAUCUUGUAUUCAAACUUGGCUUUGCUGACAUCCAGGACUUUUUCACUAUCAACUGCAAAAAAGAGUCUCCUGAGAUGGAGAGACUUCGAGAAUUCAUCAAGGAGAAAAUUGACAGUUACAAGGUGAAGGGUCAGCCAGUGAUGGGACAGAAGGUUCCAGCUGAUUAUGUGAAACUGGCUGAAGUUCUGGAGGAAGAGGUUCGUGCUAAACAGAAAACCUACCCGGUCAUCACACACACCCAGCUUCUUAAGGUGGUUGAGAACCACAAGCUUGAUCUUGAGGAUGAAGAGUUGAAGCAGGCGGUGCGGUUUCUACACCGCAGUGGUGUGUUGCUGCACUACGAGGAUGCAGCACUGAAGCUGAAGGAUUUAUACUUUAUAGACCCGGGCUGGCUGUGUCGCAUGAUGGCUCAGGUUACGGUAUCUCAGAUCAACCAACAAGUCAGAAAUGGGAUUCUACGUAAACAAGAUAUGAAAGCAUUGUUAACAGGAAAGAAUGUUGAGGAAGAGCAGAGGCCUUCCUUUCCUAUCGAACUUUUUCCUCAGUACAUCAGGCUCCUGGAGAAGUUUGAAAUUGCACUGCAAUACUCUGAGGAAGAAGUGUUCAUUCCAUUCUAUCUGCCUGUAGAACAACCUGAUCUUCACAUACCACAGCUGAAAAUUAAUGAAAAGAUCAGUCGUCACUAUACAAUGCCACUUGUGCCACUGGGUCUGUGGUCACGCCUCAUCACUCGUCUGGUCGCAUUCUCCAACAGUGCCCUUACUCUGGCUUUGGUGGAGGAGAAGAAACCCCCAACAAUGAAGUACUGGCAGAAGGGUAUAUUUGGCUACUGGUCCAAUGAUGCUUUCUUUCUGUUGGAUUAUUACUUCCUAGAGGACGAGGAGAUACACCUGAUGGUGCCCAACACCUCAAAGGGAUCCACGUUGUUUGGGCUCCUAGUAGACCAUGUAUGUGCUCUGGUGGAGGAAUGGUAUCCUGGUCUGACCAGUCUGGAUCCAGUCCAGGGGAGAGAACUCCUGGUACAACAUGUACCCUGCACUGGAUGUACAAAUGUGGAUGCUCAGAAACACUUUCUAUUGGACGAUCUACUAGACCAGACCAAAAAUGGAUUGGAGAUCUUCUGUGAUGUUCAUAUGGGUUAUGUCCCUUUGUCCGAAUUGGCACCAGACAUCAUUCUGAAUGACUUAAAACCAGAGCUUCAGGUUGAUCACUCAGUUUUUGAAUUCUCUGAAAGUCCUUACGAUCUGCUGGGAGACGGAGGAUAUGGAGCUGUUUACAGAGGAACCUACAAAGGCCAGGUAAGGAAUAUUAUAGAAAUAUCUAUGUUGAAUAUUUACAUAUCACAACGACAGGAGGCAACUGUGCUGAGGUGUUUGAACCACCCAAGUAUAGUCUCCCUAUUAGGGGUCAGCUUUCAGCCACGUGUCAUAGUCCUGGAGCUGGCACCCAAAGGAUCACUGGGAAAUGUUCUUAAGUCUGGACGUCCACUGGAUCGCAUCAUGCAACAUCGAAUAGCUUUACAGGUAGCCGAGGGCCUAGCCUAUCUACACCACCUGAUGGUUCUGUACAGAGACAUGAAACCAGACAAUGUUCUCAUCUACAGUCUGGAUCUCAACGCUCCUAUAAAUGCGAAGGUGUCCGAUUAUGGAAUCGCACGAUUUGCCACACUGGAUGGACUGCUGGCCCAGGAAGGUACCCCUGCCUACAGAGCCCCAGAGGUCAUCCGUGGAGAACCCUACUCCUUCACAGCAGAUGUGUUUUCCUAUGGGAUCACACUAUAUGGUCUCCUCACUAGUGGACGACAUCCAUUUGAUGAAUUUGAGUUCAAAAGUGAGAUGGACAGAGCUAUAGCUGAGGGGGUAACCAUGCCUGUCAUUACACAGCGUGGGGCUAAUGCUUGGCUAGACAUGGAAAACCUACUGAACGGUUGUUUGAAUAGCUCACCCGACAAAAGACUGGAGUCCAAAGACAUAGUGAGAUGUCUUAAAAAUCCUGAUGUCCUCAGUGUCAGAUGUUUUACUCCUGUGUCAAAAUCAGCAUCUCUUGAGUGCUUCACAGUUCAGGAAAGUGAUAAGCAUUCCCCAGUCCUGUGGUUUACCAGUGGAUCUACGGAGCACGUUGAACUAUCCCAUGUUAACCUGUUGGAUCCAGCCCUCAAACAGCAGGGUACUUACUUUCCACAUGGACGUAUCCUAUGUCUGCAUUCAAUCUCAAACGGAUUCCUGUUGGUGGGCAGUCAGCAAUCUCAAAUCUGGCUGUACGAUACUUACUCAUCUAAAUUCCAACAUUCUUCCAGUGUCCUUCCAGACCACGUCCUCUGUAUAAAGCACUUGUCCGGUUCCACAGAUGAUCUGAUAUUUGCUGGUCUUGCCAAUGGGUUGCUUGCUGUGUUUCCUGUGUCAGAUAUCAUAGCUGAAAAAAACUUGGUUCCAAUGUGCAUGUGUCUUGGUGAAUCAAGUGAACCAGUCCGUUGUAUGGAAGUCCAAGCCCACAAACGUUUACUGUAUGCCUCAUGUGGCGCAAAGAUUGCGGUUAUUAGCACUCACAAAGGGAUAUCAGUACAGCUGACAUAUAACACCCUACCUCCAAGUGAAUGUCCAAGCCCUCCGGUCUACACCAUGGCUCUGGGAAUGUCCCUCCUCACAUCCCAUAAGGGAAAACCGCAUAUCCAGAUAUGGGAAGUGGGACGCCUUAGAGGAAGUGGCAACACGCCAAAACUUAGACACACCUUCAACAUUUCCACCAUGUUUGACUUGCCAGCCAAUCAGAGUCGAGUGACCUCCCUGACACUAGUGCAGGACAAUGGCAUGGCUUGGGUCGGCACAGGCGGAGGUCAUAUUGCACUUAUUGACCUCAAGUCAAAGACGGGUGUGGCCAUCACACAUAGAUACUCUGGUGCAAUUAGGAGUCUCAUUUAUCUCCGUCCAAAAGGAAAUUUCAAAUAUCCAGCGGUCCUCAGUGGUGGAAUGGGAUUCAAGGAUAGGCCUGGAGGUGAAGGGGUAAAAGAAUACAGUUGUUUGGCGGUUUGGGACUCUAAUUAUGAUCAAACAUUCCGGCUGUUCCUCAAAUACUUGGAGUUAAGACAAGAUAAGGAAAUAGAGCAAAUGAACUUGUUCAAUGUCACAUGUUCUGACUAG
Ylistrum balloti is the source of this 8007-nucleotide messenger RNA. RefSeq names its product leucine-rich repeat serine/threonine-protein kinase 2-like. Bases 1 to 8007 code for a protein of 2668 amino acids. Gene Ontology annotation, biological process: protein phosphorylation. Gene Ontology annotation, molecular function: GTP binding; protein binding; ATP binding. The transcript is spliced from 63 exons. NCBI's taxonomy places the organism in Eukaryota, Metazoa, Mollusca, Bivalvia, Pectinida, Pectinidae. The record is from RefSeq and is a predicted model, not a curated record.